UUUACUUCUUGUACAAGACAUUUAUUUCUUGGAUGGUUUAGGUUUGUUUCUGUCAUUUAAAUUUAUUUUAUUUUUCAAUUUACUCUUUGAUUCGGUCAAUCACUUAUAAAUUAAUUGUUUUUGUCCAACUGAAAAUCUCAAAUUAACCAGUGGGAUUGAAGAUACCAACCAUCACCAUAGUUUUGUCUCUACCUUUAUCUUCUCUUGCUCGUUUGUUACUUGUGUUUCUGCACUUUUGUGUCUCUUUCACUCUCUUUUUUUCUCUGUGUUAAAUUAAAUCUUUUUAAGUUUUUGAAUUUCAAGGUCUGUGACAUCUUUCUCUUUCUUUUCUCUUUCCCUGUCUUUUUUCUCUUUCUCCUUUCUGCCUUUUUUUACUACUGCCUCUUUUCCCUUUUUUUGGUUUCAUUUUAGUCUGUUGUGUUUGUUGGUACAUCAAAAGUCUAUCUCGCUGGACAAAUGUCAUCCACAGAUGAAAUAGAAUUAGCAACUAAGAUGCUUCAAAUUCAGCACAAAAGGUUUUAUUUGGAUGUCAAACAAAACCGCAGAGGCCGGUUCUUCAAAGUUGCUGAGGUUGGAACUGCUGGUAGGAAAAGUCGACUAUCAUUGGCUAUGUCUACAGCAGGCGAGUUUAGAGAUCACCUUACUGCUUUCAGUGAACUAUAUGCAUCUUUGGGUCCACCAAAUCCUGAUAGUCUACCAGAGGAUGGAAAAUUAAAAUCAGAAGUCAUGGUAAAAGAUAAUCGACGUUAUUAUCUUGAUCUAAAGGAAAAUAAUAGAGGAAGGUUUUUGAGGGUUUCUCAAACAAUGCCUAGAGGAGUUCAGCGUGCUCAAAUAGCUAUUCCUGCCCAAGGAAUGAUCGAGUUUCGCGAUGCAUUGACUGAUUUGCUUGACGAAUUUGGAAACUCUGACGGUUGCCGGGAAGAAGAUAAAGUUUCAAGUUCGGGUUUUGAAGGAGAACUGCCUGAAGGAAAGUUAGUUCGAACUGACAGUAAAAAAUUUUAUUUCGAUAUUGGGCAAAAUAAUCUAGGAAUCUAUUUGCGAAUAUCUGAGGUAAAAAACAAUUUCCGUUCGUCAAUCACCAUUCCAGAAAAGUCUUGGGUUAAAUUUCGAGAUAUAUUCACGGAGUAUGUUGACAAAAUGCGAGAAUCGUCUGAAGAGAAGAUUCCAAGUGGCGGUACCGGUGCAAAUGGAGGUGGAUCACAAGGAUGCCCUCAAACCCCAGGCGGUGAUUGUGGGGUGAAUGUUUCAGCUAGUGAAGGUGGCAAUGCUCUCUCAACAACUACCUCUAAAUAAGAAUAAUGUUAUUGUUAGACAGUACAAACAAAGCUUGUUAAUUAUGAUUUUUGUCGUGGUUAAAGAAAACAAAAUAACGCAAAUAAAACAUAAGUUAUGAAAUAAAUUAUCUAUACCAAAAA
This is a messenger RNA of Tetranychus urticae (two-spotted spider mite), 1415 nucleotides long. RefSeq names its product Purine-rich binding protein-alpha (gene Pur-alpha). NCBI's taxonomy places the organism in Eukaryota, Metazoa, Arthropoda, Arachnida, Trombidiformes, Tetranychidae. Gene Ontology annotation, molecular function: DNA-binding transcription factor activity, RNA polymerase II-specific; purine-rich negative regulatory element binding; RNA polymerase II transcription regulatory region sequence-specific DNA binding. Gene Ontology annotation, biological process: regulation of transcription by RNA polymerase II. The record is from RefSeq and is a predicted model, not a curated record. Gene Ontology annotation, cellular component: nucleus.